GCUCAUUUCUACUUCGGGCCAGCCUCGACACCGGGGCCCCGAUUCUGGGACCCGCGUCGUGGUCGCGAGAGGCAGGCGAGUCUCUCCUGAACGAGGAAGGGUUCUGGCGCCAGCACGCAUGCGUUGAAGAGGCGGGGAGCGAGGAGACUCUCCGCUCCGAUUGUUCAAUACGCGUUUUUUCCUGGGAGCUGCUUUCUGAUUGGGCCUCUCCCGCGGAGUGCGUGGAGCCCUCGAAUGCGAUAAACACCGGGCCCGAGUACACGCAGUUGCUUCGGCGGGUUCUCGCGGCUGGUCACGCUGACUUUCGGGUCGAGGGGCCCUGGCAGCUGCUCCGUGUCAGACGUUCGCCAACUCCGGGCUCCGGCCCCCGACGCUGGAUGCCGGUGCCCCUUGACGCGAGCGCGGACCGCGUCUUCUUGUCACCGUAGUCGUCCACUUGCCCGAACACAUACCGCACGCAGUCGUCCCUCCGUGGACUCAGCGGCCGGUCGACAGAGGGAGCCACGUUCCCCGGAAGAAUUUCUCUCUUUGACUCCCGCUGCGUAGGGCGCGUGCCCCAGAGAGUCGCCGUGGCGGAAGUGGCGCCAGCCGGCGGGAUGACUCGCGUGGGCAACCAGACCAACAGCACGGACCCGGCGGCCGUCAAUUCGCGCAUCUUCGUGGGCAACCUGAACACGCACGUGGUCUCCAAGGAAGACGUGGAGCGCCUCUUCAAGCGCUACGGCCGCAUCAUCGGCAUCUCCAUGCACAAGGGCUACGCCUUCGUCCAGUACACGGACACGUAUGACGCCCGCAACGCGGUGCUCGGCGAGGACGGCCGCACCAUUGCGGGCCAGAUUCUCGCUCUCUCACACGUUAACAUGGUUUCUGAGCCCAAGCCUCAUCAAGUAAACCGCAAAAGACAGAACCUCGCUCCGGAUCCGUUCGCCACCCCACGCCAGAUGGGCUCUCCCGUGAAGAGGGCGAGAACCGAGCCCCUGAGCUUCCGGCCGGCCACCGUGGUUGGAAACAAGGCUGUCGCCAAGAAAAAGCUGCAGACCUACGCGGAGCCCGACAUCCUCAUCUGCGGCAAUUGCCGUGAAGUGUUCCCCGGACUCCAGAAGCUGCUGGAGCACAAGCGGCACCGCUGCAGGCUCCGCUUUACCUGCCGUUGCCAGGUCGUCGGCCUGCUGCCCAUUGAAUCGUCUCCUGGGAUUCCAUCGCCUGUAUGCGCACAAUGUCUUGCACGAUGCACCACCUGGUGGGAGCUUGCCUGUCACCUAGAGGCAGCCCACGGAAUGUCCGUGUACCAUCACACCUUAGAUACAGCAGCCAACUUGGAGGACCAGGACCCCAAAAGCGCACAGACCGACCACCAGAUGGAGUCGCCCAGCAACGACGUGACGUGCGAGGAAGGCGCCAGCGUGGCCUCUGAUUCCCGGAGCGAGGACUGGGCCAGCCUCGUCACCGAAUGCACCAACCACAACUCCAACGGCACGCACUCGGUCACGGACUUUCUGGACGAGGGCCUCGACAGGAAUCGGCUUGAGUCGCCACCGGUUUCCAGUCUGGACACCGUCGAGAAGGGCGUCGACACCACCGACCUCCAGCCCAGCAUCAUCGUGGAGCAACCCUAAAGAGAAACACCCAGAACUUUUCCAACAUUACACGUAUACAACCACCCGUAGGCGUGAGUGGAGUCAGGGUGGUUUGCAACGCCAAAAUUCUUUGUUUCCUCCAUGUAGUGUGAUUACUGUUGGUCUCCCACUUGCGUAUGCAUAAGCACGGGGCAUUCGUGCGCCGGAUGAGCACUGUCAAAGCACUGUAGCGUGCCCGGACAUGCCGAGAGUGCCUUUGUACCGGCUAGUCAAGGCUUUGACUUCACGUUACACGGAGCCGUGCGUUCCAGCUCAACGUUUGCCAGCACUUGCACUGGGUGAACCGCGCUCCUGUAACCGGCGUAUGUGAAGCGUUUUUUUCUCUCCGACUUGUUUGCACAGAGCAUACCGGAGGCACUUCCUGAGACAUCCUUCGUUCGCCACCUUCAUCUUCCCUGUUUCCUUUUGGUAGAUGAUCGCAGACAAGAGUCGAGAGCUCCGCAUAAGCUUCAAUAAACCUUUCCUGACAGACUCCGUUUACCAGGCACCACUAGUCAAAUAUACAACAAAGUUCUGGGACGCCACUAAACCUCGCAUUUACUUUUGUUUAUUUUUUGCGUGUGCCAGAAGCGUUUUUGGGAAAUAAAGACUUAACUCCAUUACCUCAUCUUCAAAAUAUUGUCUUUAUAUUAAGUAAGUGACGGUAACACUUGGAAACGGGAGAUGUCUAGCCUCCGUUUCUUCACGGUGGCCAUAUUCAGGAAAUUAUGUCGACAUCGAUUGAAUUCACUUUUUUGACCUUUAGAGUUUUCUUUCCCGCUUCCAGUUUUCGGAUCUAUAUUUGAAUUAGGAUGGCGUAGCCUUAAGACAUGUUACACACGCACGCCCGAGAUACUUAUAUGACGUCAAGCAACCAAGUUUCAUGUACUUCAUCUUAUCAAACUGUGUAAGUGCAACCAAAUUAUUGAGUGAAAUAGACGACAUCUAAUAUUUUUUGUUA
This is a messenger RNA of Ixodes scapularis (black-legged tick), 2577 nucleotides long. RefSeq lists its product as uncharacterized. Gene Ontology annotation, cellular component: nucleus. The record is from RefSeq and is a predicted model, not a curated record. Gene Ontology annotation, molecular function: RNA binding. Bases 597 to 1616 code for a protein of 339 amino acids. The transcript is spliced from 8 exons. Lineage: Eukaryota; Metazoa; Arthropoda; Arachnida; Ixodida; Ixodidae.